Molecule: messenger RNA, 3145 nt
Organism: Copidosoma floridanum
Lineage: Eukaryota; Metazoa; Arthropoda; Insecta; Hymenoptera; Encyrtidae
Gene: Blimp-1
Product: PR domain zinc finger protein 1
Biological process (GO): regulation of transcription by RNA polymerase II; cell fate commitment
Cellular component (GO): nucleus; cytoplasm
Molecular function (GO): RNA polymerase II cis-regulatory region sequence-specific DNA binding; protein binding; DNA-binding transcription repressor activity, RNA polymerase II-specific
Source: RefSeq, a predicted model, not a curated record
AUGAAGUCGAGCGAUUGGGACUACAUGAACCUGCGGGAGGAGGAGUUCCAGCAGAAGGUCAAUUACAUAGCCCCGGACACGCCGGUGUCACCCGGUGAGCCGAAUCGCGCCGAGGCGUCGUUGCCGAGGAACUUGGUCCUCAAACCCUCCCAGGAGUGCAACAAUGUGUUUGGAGUUUGGAGCACGGAGCGGAUCCCGAAGGGGACUCGUUUCGGACCGCUGGUCGGGCAAAUCUACAUGAAGGAUGCGGUGCCACCGGACACGGACAGAAAGUACUUUUGGAGGAUUUACAAGAACGACGAGCUGUUCUACUACAUAGACGGAUACGACGUGCAAAAGGCAAACUGGAUGAGAUACGUCAACCCGGCGUACUCCUCCGAAUCGCAGAAUCUAAUCGCUUGCCAGUACGAGAUGAACAUUUAUUUUUACACCGUGAAAGAAAUCGAUCCUAAUCAGGAGCUCUUGGUCUGGUACUGCCGUGAAUUUGCCGAGAGGCUGAAUCACCCGAUGACCGGCGAACAGAUGAUACAGAAGAUCCGGGAACAGCAGGUGCAACAGACGGCGCAGCAACAGCACCCGGGGAUCGAGAUGGCGGCGGGGCUCGAGGCAACGUCGACCCUCAAGGAGUCUGUGAUAUACGAGAGGCGCUCGCAAAUGACCCCGACGGACGGUAGCGUGAGGUCGGACGAGGGUUACCACUCGAACGGCUACCACGACGAGAUCCUCACGCCGCCGGAGGAGAGCAGCGAGUCCGACUCGGAGAGCAACUACGUCCUCGAUUUUUCCAAGAGCUCCAAGAGCACCGGCGCCCAACAACCACCACUACCACCACCACCUCGCGGUCGGCUUAUGAGGCAAGAGCACAGCGUCGCGCGCAACGAUUACCGCAAGGUCAAGAUCAAAAUGAACCGGACGUACGGCAACUUUCAACAAUCCAACCCAAACAGGGAGUGCAACAACAACAACAACAACAACAGCAGCAGCAGUCCCAAGGAGGAGGAGCAGCUGAUGCGCGAGCAACGCUCGAUAACACCGGAGCUCGUGUUGCCCGUGCAAAAGCUCCUGGCCAACAGUUCGGUCGUAUUGAUAACCCCGUCGACGACGACGACCGCGUCAACGGCCACGACGCCCAACAGCAGUACUCCCGAGGACGCGCUGCUCGACAGUAGCAACAACAGGCAGCCCCAGCCAAAGGGCACGUUCGGCUACGAGAGAUGCAGCCCCAGUCCCAUGUCGACGACCACGACCACGACCACGACCACGACGCUGCUGAGCGGCCAGCAGCCCCGGCCCUACAUCGGCGCGAGCUCCUCCAUCCUCGAGAACAUACUCCUGCGCAGCAGCACCGACAGCAACAACAACACGCCCAGCAGUGCCGGUAACAACAACAACAACAACAACAACAAUGUCAUACACACGGGACACCUGGUAGUGGUUGCAACUGCGGCGGCGGCUCACGUCCCGGACUCGGUGACCCCCUCGCCCUCGAGUCCCACGGAAAUGGCCUACUCGUACAAAAAGUCGCACCGCUACAGCAACAUCCUGCCCUGCAGUCCCGACUCCUCGAGCUCGAACAACAACAACAACAGCAACAACAACAACAACAAUACCAACAACGGCCACUUGCUGCCCGUGGUGGUACCAGUUGAGCUAGCGAGUAGCAGCACCGGGCACCACCAGCAGCUCCUGCACUCGAGCUCCUCGCCCAGCAGCAGCAACGGAGGUGGCCUCCUAUUGGCCAGUAGUAGCAACGCGGCGACCACCUGCAGCAGUCCGGGUCUGAUGCACUCGAGCCACCUGGUCGGCAGUAGUAGCACGGUCCUCGCCUCGACCACUUCGGCUACGGGGGUGCACGCGACCUCGAGCUCGGGGGUCUCGUCGGCGGCCUCGUCACCGGCCAGCCGGCGCAAGACCAAGAGCCCCUCGCCCUCGCCCACCCAGCACACGCAGCACCCAACCACUACGAUACUUUACUCGGGCGAGACCGGGACCACCUCCGGGACGAGCAUCUACCAGGCUGUGUCGUCGCUGUCCUCGCUCUCCUCGCCCGUCCAUCAGGGCUCCUCGCCCUCCUACCCACCGUACGGCCAGCAACAACACCUCUACCACCAACAUCACCAUCAGCCAUUGUCGUCGCCGUCGUCGUCGUCGUCGGUGGUCAACUGCUCGAGCUACCCGCUCUACUCGCCCGAGCGAACCGCCAGUAGUAGUAGUGGUGGUGGUGGUGGCAACGAGGACCGUCGGCGUGCCGAGGCGAGCAGUAGCAGCCAAUUGCCUAGCUCGUCCACCUUAUCGCAGAUGGAGGGCAGCCAGGGCCUAAUCAGCGGUACCCACAAUCUCCACCUGGACAACCACCAUCACAACAACCACCGCUACUCGCCCAUGGCAGGCUCCAUGUCCCCAGACGAGCGUUGCUCCCAGAGCGGGGCCGUCAGCCCCAACUCCCAAGCCGGUGGCUCAAGGGGCUAUCGCUCCCUGCCCUAUCCCCUCGAGAAGAAGGACGGCAAGAUGCACUACAAGUGCAACGUAUGCUGCAAGACCUUUGGCCAACUCUCGAAUCUCAAGGUCCACCUUAGGACCCACUCGGGCGAGCGGCCCUUCAAGUGCAACGUCUGCACCAAGAGCUUCACCCAGCUCGCCCACCUCCAGAAGCACCACCUCGUCCACACGGGUGAAAAGCCCCACCAGUGCGACAUUUGCAAAAAGAGGUUCAGCUCGACGUCGAACCUGAAGACGCACCUCCGACUGCACUCGGGCCAAAAGCCGUACGCUUGCGACCUGUGCACGGCCAAGUUCACGCAAUUCGUCCACUUGAAGUUGCACAAGAGGUUGCACACGAACGAGCGGCCCUACACGUGCCAGGUGUGCGACAAGAAGUACAUAAGCGCGAGCGGGUUGCGCACCCACUGGAAAACCACCAGUUGUCGGCCCAACAACAUCGAGGACGAGCUGGCGCUGGCCGGCGCGGUUGGCUCGCCCCCCAACUACUACGAGUACGCGCCCGACGUUAACGUGGGUAGCAUGCCCACCUCGUUGCACAACCUCGAAAACUCGGUCGGCCGGCCGAGCGUCAUAGAGACUUCGCAGCCGCACAUCAUCGAGUGCACCUAAGGGGGAGGCGUGGACCCACCUACGAAGACUGCUU